Erythranthe guttata (spotted monkey flower) is the source of this 1093-nucleotide messenger RNA. RefSeq lists its product as uncharacterized. NCBI's taxonomy places the organism in Eukaryota, Viridiplantae, Streptophyta, Magnoliopsida, Lamiales, Phrymaceae. The record is from RefSeq and is a predicted model, not a curated record.
UCUAAUUUCUUACACUCAUUGUCCUAACAUUUUUAAUCAUGGCCAAACACAAUACAAAUUCUCAAACCCUAAUAAUCUCUCUCCUCAAUUUAGGAACUCUACUCAUCUCUCUAGCAUGUCCGGAAUGCCACUACCCAACUCCUCCAAUCAAUCCACCAAAGCUACCGCCACAUUUGCCUCCGAAACACCCGCCGGUAAUGAAACCACCGCCCUCCUCCACGCCACAUCCUCCGGUCGUCGUAAAUCCACCACCGUACGUCCCAAAACCACCGCCCGUCGAGCCAAAACCUCCGGUAGUCGAACCACCAACCGUACCUAAACCUCCAAUUGUGCACCCUCCGAUUGUGUAUCCCCCGACCAUACCUAAUCCACCGGUUAUCCAUCCUCCAAUCAUACCUAAUCCACCGGUUAUCCAUCCUCCAAUCAUACCUAAUCCACCCGUUGUCCAUCCUCCAAUCAUACCUAAUCCACCCGUUAUCCAUCCUCCAAUCAUACCCAAACCUCCGAUCAUGCCAAAACCACCGACAGUCGAACCACCACCAAAACCACCGGUCGUACCAAAACCACCACCGGAAACUCCAUGUCCUCCACCGCCACCACCACCGACACCGAAAGAAACACCGUGCCCACCACCACCGCCGGCAAAAAAGUCGCCCGAAAAAUGCCCGAUCGACACAUUGAAGCUAGGGGCGUGUGUGGACGUAUUAGGCGGGCUAGUGCACAUAGGAAUCGGGCAGAGCCCGAAGAAUGCAUGCUGCCCGGUACUCGAAGGGCUGGUCGACUUAGACGCGGCCCUUUGUCUUUGCACCGCAAUUAAAGCUAAGCUGCUCAACAUCAAUAUUCUUAUACCUAUUGCUCUACAAGUUCUUGUGGACUGCGGCAAAACUCCACCGUAUGGGUUCCAGUGCCCUGCCUAAGCUUUAUUACAAGAUUUAAUUUAAAGUUUCCUAUGUAUUUAAUAAGUUUUACGUGGGAUGUUAUUGUAUAGUAACAUCCGUAAAUUUUCGCAUUUUUCGUCGAAUGUGAAAAUGAAUUGUAAUUGCAAUAAUGCAUUUUGAAUUGUAAUUUAUUAAGUUCCAAUUAGUUAUAUCUA